Messenger RNA from Salvelinus namaycush (lake trout), 651 nucleotides. Its product is annotated as potassium voltage-gated channel subfamily A member 3-like. Gene Ontology annotation, biological process: protein homooligomerization; potassium ion transmembrane transport. The transcript is spliced from 2 exons. Bases 1 to 651 code for a protein of 216 amino acids. Gene Ontology annotation, molecular function: delayed rectifier potassium channel activity; protein binding. Gene Ontology annotation, cellular component: voltage-gated potassium channel complex. NCBI's taxonomy places the organism in Eukaryota, Metazoa, Chordata, Actinopteri, Salmoniformes, Salmonidae. The record is from RefSeq and is a predicted model, not a curated record.
AUGGACGACCACCACAGUCUCCUUCAAUCCCCACCGCCUUCCAUUACCAAGACCCACCAGGACCACCCCGACCUCCGAGACCGCGACACCCUCGUAAACCACGGAUACACAGAGACAGACAUCGAUGUGAUGACGGUGGUGGCGUGCGGCGGAGACAACAUGUUGGAGGAGUUGGUGACUCUACCAGGUCACCACUCUCUGGACCGGUACGAACGGAACCAACCGGACCAUGAGUGCUGUGAGCGCGUGGUCGUCAACAUCUCUGGGCUGCGCUUCGAGACGCAGCUGAAGACCCUCUCCCAGUUCCCUGAGACCCUGCUGGGGGACCCCAAGAAGAGGAUGAGGUACUUUGACCCUCUGAGGAACGAGUAUUUCUUUGACAGGAACCGGCCCAGCUUCGACGCCAUCCUCUACUACUACCAGUCGGGCGGGCGUAUCAGGAGACCUGUCAACGUGCCCAUAGACAUCUUCUCUGAGGAGAUCCGCUUCUACGAGCUGGGAGAGGAGGCCAUGGAGAAGUUCAGAGAGGAUGAGGGUUUUAUUAAGGAAGAGGAGAGACCACUACCUGACAACGAGCUGCAGAGACAGGUAUGGUUGAGCACAGACGUGUUGUACUCCCCGACAAAAGCCGAAAAACACGUCAGAGAUUAG